Molecule: messenger RNA, 759 nt
Organism: Quercus robur (English oak)
Lineage: Eukaryota; Viridiplantae; Streptophyta; Magnoliopsida; Fagales; Fagaceae
Exons: 2
Coding region: 1-759 (252 amino acids)
Biological process (GO): DNA integration
Molecular function (GO): nucleic acid binding
Source: RefSeq, a predicted model, not a curated record
AUGCCUGCUGAGGUGGAAUUGAUGAGGGUUGGAGUACACCAAAUAAGGGUCGGUCCAAGUUGGAUAGAUUCCAUAGUUGCAUUCUUGAAGGAAGGAACGUUACCCGUUGAGAAGGGAGAGGCAGAGAAAAUACGAAUAAAACUUCCCCACUUUUGGCUGUCCAAGGAGCAGAAAUUGUAUAAGUGCUCUUUUUCAGGGUCGUAUUUACUUUGCGUUCACCCUGAAGCAGUGGAACCACUGCUGGAGGAAUUGCAUGAAGGCAUCUAUGGUAGUCAUACAGGAGGAAGGUCGUUAUCACAUAGGGCCCUUACUCAGGGUUAUUGGUGGCCGAGCAUUCAAAAAGAAACACAAGAUUAUGUUAGGAAGUGUGAUCAGUGCCAAAGAUUUGGGAUUCCAUACACCCUUAUCUCGGAUAAUGGGCUCCAAUUUGAUAGCAAGACUUUCAGGAGGUAUUGUGGGGAGUUAGGUAUCAUGAAUAGAUACUCAACCCCGGCUUAUCCACAAAGGAAUUGGCAAGCUGAGACAGUUAAUAAGGUUAUAGUUAAUGGGCUGAAGAAGAGGUUGGAUGAAGCUAAGGGCAGGUGGGUCGACGAGCUCCCACAUAUUCUUUGGGCAUAUCAAACUACUCCUCGUCAGACAACUGGGGAAACUCUGUUUUCCAUGACCUAUGGUUCCAAGGCAGUAAUCCAUUUAGAGACAAGAUUUUUGACACUAAGGACAUGUCUAUUCGACCAAGACAUAAAUGAUCAGUCACUUUGA